UUGAUAUUAAUUAAAGGUUGCCCUCUUAUAGAAUUGCAUGAUCUCACCAUCAUUACUAUCACUUCUGUUGAUAUUUGGUAUACUGUAUCAGUAAUCCGUUCACCUUUACAUGUUAAUUGUACUGUAUCGUUGUGUGGGGGUGAACUCGCCCCCAUAUACUGCCAUGGAGAUAUCAUUACCAAUGCCUGGAGGUUUGGUCUCCAGGAUAUAUGUCCAGGGACUAGGAUGCGGUUAAAUCCGAAAGAAAUUUUGAGAAACUUCGAAAGACUGGAGUAUCCUAUCGAGAAGAAAACGUUCGAGGCUUUUUGUCGCCUCAAUUUUGUGAACGUUCCUUAUUUAAUAAAUGUGUCAUUACCUGACUAUAAAGCUAGGCCACGUUUUCUCGAUUUGAUUCAAAGGAAGGAUCAUUUAAAACUUGCCGAAUCAGUUCACUUUCUGUGGAAUAAACUAGCUCGUAAAUUCACCGACGAUGUCCUUGUGAACACCUCAUUCUAUCCUAUUGUUCCCGUUAACAAUAAUUUUAUCGUCCCUGGUGGAAGAUUUCAAAUCUUCUUUUAUUGGGAUUCCUACUGGAUUUUGAAAGGUCUUAGCUCAUUGCUAAAUAAUCCAGGUCUCUAUCUCUCCGAGUUAAUAAGCACAGCGAAAGGAAUGAUUCAGAAUUUUGCGGAUGUUAUUUAUAGAAAUGGAUUCAUUCCAAACUCAGGAAGCAUUCAAUUGUCGCGUCGUUCUCAACCGCCUCUGUUUGUACAAAUGGUCAAAGAUUACUUUGCUGUUACGAAAAAUCUAGAAAGCCUGCGACGAUGGAUGCCGUCCAUGGACAAGGAGAUGCAAUGGUGGAUAGAUAAAAGAAGUGUGAAUAUUGAAUUACCUAGCAAAAGAACGGUUUUCAUGUUCCUUUACCGAACUGAGACAAAUUGUCCACGUCCAGAAAAUUACUUAUCUGAUUACUUACUUGGCAUGAAUAACACUGAUCCCUUGAGAACGUGGACGGCGAUGUCCACCGCCUGCGAGAUAUGGAGACUCUUUAGCAUGUCUAAGUGGUAUCACGAAAAGUAUCAUGCAUUACUGUCGGACAUACAUCUCCUAUCCUGGAAUGAAGAUGAAGGAGUAUGGUUUGACUACGAUCUUCAGCUAAACAAACAAAGGAAAGCCUUCUAUCCUUCCAAUGUAUUUCCACUCUUGCUGCCGGAAAUGCACUCAUUUGCUGGCCGCGUGUAUACUUAUCUAGAAAAAGAGGAAGUUUAUAAAUAUCCCGGUAAGAAUUACAAUUUCACAAACAGCACUUCGGCCUUAGGUGGCAUACCAUCUACACUUCCGGCGUUAGAAACAUCUGAGCAAUGGGACUUCCCAAAUGUGUGGGCGCCUACAGAACAUCUUUUCAUCCAGAGUCUUUUUAUUUCACAGCAUACUGGCUUACAGCAGAGAGCAAUAGAGGAAGCAGAUAAAUUUAUCAAUACUGUGUUCAAUGGAUUAUUCAAUCCAGAAGAAGGCACCCCUGCUGGACUCUGGGAGAAAUAUGACGCCCGUAGUUCAAAGGGUAAACCCGGUGACGGAGGGGAGUACAUAGUGCAGGAGGGAUUUGGAUGGACAAAUGGAGUUGUGAUGGAUCUCAUUAAUAUGAUGAAUGUACAGAGAGGUUCUAUACGCGCGGCAGGAAUGUCAUUUCUCGAAGAACCAGGACGUUCUUGGCUAGUUAUUAUGGUUAUUGGAGUACUACUAGUUUUGGCAGCGUUUGCCGUAUGUGGGCAUUUCGGAUAUGCCGGAUUCGGUCGCGAUAGAUUGAUCCACGUUCGUGAACCAUCUUCUCGACGUCUUCUAGAGGAUAGUGACAGUAGCGAAUAGUU
Molecule: messenger RNA, 1844 nt
Organism: Strongylus vulgaris
Lineage: Eukaryota; Metazoa; Nematoda; Chromadorea; Rhabditida; Strongylidae
Source: the annotation of a GenBank genome assembly